Molecule: messenger RNA, 1665 nt
Organism: Sesamum indicum (sesame)
Lineage: Eukaryota; Viridiplantae; Streptophyta; Magnoliopsida; Lamiales; Pedaliaceae
Product: transcription factor TCP15
Cellular component (GO): nucleus
Molecular function (GO): sequence-specific DNA binding; DNA-binding transcription factor activity
Source: RefSeq, a predicted model, not a curated record
UGUUUGUUGCUUAAAGCCUGCUCUCUCUCUCCUUCUUCUUUUCUCUCUUUCUCUCUCUAAGAUAAUAAUCCAUCAGCCAGCUCCCAUCUGAAAGGAAUUGCAAGCUAACAGCUUAGAGUGAGAAAGACAGGGACAGAGAGAGAACAAAAAGGCCCCCCAAAAAGAAAAAAAAAAAAAAAAAAGAAAGAAAAAUCAAGAAAAGGAGAAGAGAGAGUCCCACAAGUGACUGGAAACUGAGGGUCAUCUACAGAUAGAUAGAUGUACUAGGCUACCCCCCACCCCCUCUCACCGAGAUAUAUUACUUGUAUAUGAUCAUGGAUGGUAAUGGAAAUUCGAUGCAAAGGUCUAAUUUUCCUUUACAACUGUUAGAGAAAAGAGAUCAACAGCAUGAAGAAGCUUGUUGUAGCUCCAAUUUCCCCAUUUCUGGUACUACUGAUACUAAUUCUUCAGCCCAACAAGAACAGCCUAACAAGAAACCUCAGCCUAAAAGAACUUCCACCAAAGAUAGGCACACUAAGGUCGACGGGCGUGGCCGCAGGAUCCGCAUGCCGGCCACUUGUGCCGCCAGGGUUUUUCAGCUCACUCGAGAGUUGGGCCACAAAUCUGACGGCGAAACUAUUGAGUGGCUGUUGCAACAGGCGGAGCCGGCCGUGAUCGCUGCCACUGGCACCGGAACUAUCCCUGCGAAUUUUACUUCGCUUAAUAUUUCAGUGAGGAGUUCAGGCUCAACCCUUUCUGCUCCCUCACAAUUGAGGAGCGUUAGCUAUUUUAAUCAGAGUUUUGGGGCGGCCCAGAUGAGGGUUAGAUCUCAGGAUCAGUGGGAGAGAGGUUAUAAUAUUAAUGAGGAUUCAUCGCAAAGAAGGGUCUUGUUUCCUGGAGUUGGAUUAACAAACGAGAGUUCGUUCAAUUUUGCUAGUAUAAGUCAUGCGAAUGUGAACGCUAUGUUACAAGCUAAGCAAGAGCUGCGUGAAACGGGCCUUGACGUGGUUGCGGAAGGGGAGGCGAGUAUGGGACGAAAACGGCGGCAGGAGGAAGAUCUGCCGCCGUCAGCUGUUGGAACACAGAUGGGAAAUUACAUGUUACAGUCGAGCGCGGGGUCCAUUCCGGCGAGCCAAGGUCAGACUCCGGCGACAACGUUUCUUAUGGUGGCGAAUCCUGGUUGUAACCAGGUGACAAAUGGUGAAUCUCUGUGGACGUUUCCUUCAAUUGGGAAUUCUAGUAUGUAUAGAGGAAGUUCAGUGGCUAAUAGCGGACUGCAUUUUAUGAAUCUUCCAACACCGGUGGCGCUCUUGCCGGGGCAACAACUGGUUAUGAGCAAUGGAGGGGGCAGCGGCGGCAGCAGUGCCGGUGGUGUCGGCUCGAUGGUGGAUGGUCAUUUUGGCAUGCUUGCAGCUCUUAAUGCUUUCAGGACGGUUCCAGGUGGUGGAGCCAUGGAGGCCCAAGGGAGCGGCCACGGCGCAGGCGGCAAUGACCGACACUCCUGAAUUAUGAUCUGUAAAGUAUAUUACUUGUGCCCUAAUAUUAUUGAAUUUCAUCAAAUUCUUGAUAUUUGGAUAUACCAUUGUUUAGUCUAUAUAUGUCAAUGGUUAGUUGCAGCACUAGGUUCUAGAUUUGCUUGAUCAGCUGUGAGGAAUCAUUUCAGGUUUAUCAGUUUGAUUGCGUGAA